Molecule: messenger RNA, 1214 nt
Organism: Amphibalanus amphitrite
Lineage: Eukaryota; Metazoa; Arthropoda; Thecostraca; Balanomorpha; Balanidae
Product: actin cytoskeleton-regulatory complex protein pan1-like
Exons: 4
Molecular function (GO): growth factor activity
Source: RefSeq, a predicted model, not a curated record
GCAGUGAGAGUUGCGGACAGCGAGCGACAGCGAGCGGCGGCAGCGGCGGCGCCGUGACGGCAUGUGACGCGCGCCCCGGCCACAGCCGUGUGUGUGCGUGUGAGCGACUGAGAGUGGCGCGCGCGGGGCGCACCGAUGGGCGCCGGCUGAGCGGCCGCGCCCCCCGUGCCCGCGCCAUGCGGCCGGCCAUCGGCUCGGCUCUGCUGCUGAUGUGUGCUCUGCUGGCGGCGCGGCCGGCCGCCGGCCUCAGCACUGACCCGCCGGCGGCCUCCUCGGCCGCCGAGGGCGUCCCCCGUCCCGCCGAGGACCAGGGCGGCAAAGUGAAGCGGAACGUUCGAACCACGGAGGAGAUGCGCAUCUUGUGUUCUGACACUGGAUAUGUGCUGGAACUCCUGCCGAACGGAGAAAUCAACGUCACCAACGACGAGGGCAACAGCCCCUACGCCGUGGUGAACAUCACCGGCACGAAGACAAUCAAAGACAACAAGACUAGACACUACUACACCCUGCGCGGAGUGGCGUCCGGCCGCUACCUCUGCCUCAGCAGGAGGCGCCGACAGCCGUUUACCUCAAGAUAUCUACGGCUAAACCGCUGUCGGUUUCGACUGAAGGCCGUCCGACGAAAACACACCUAUAUCUUCCUGUACGAGCGGCGGGAGGACCGCCAGCUGCACCUCGCCAUCACAGCGCAUGGCGAGGCGCGUAUGAGACCGGUGCGAGUGCCGCCGCGGUACCGGCGCCGCGGGACGGCCGGCCGGCGCCGCGCCCAGUCCCGGGAGCGGGAGCCGGCGCCGGCCGCCACCGAGUCGGCCGCCGAGCUGACCACCGAGCCCAGCUCGCGGUCAGCGCGAGAGCAGAGCCGCCGGCCGCUGCCGACCGGCCGGCCGCGCCAGCAGCGGGCCCAGCGGCGGGCGCAGCGACGACGGAACCGACAGCGCCGCCGGCGCCGACAGCGUCUGAGGAAGGAGCGCCAGCGGCUGAUGGAGGCGAAGCUGCCGGUGGUGCACGAGGCGCUGCGGCUGGAGCGCCAGCGGCUCGCCCAGUUCGCCAAGCGCUGUCGACAGGACGACAGCGGCUCCUGGCAGGCGCGCACCUGCCGCUCUCUGCGCGUCAAGCGCACCUCCACGACGCAGCCGGAGCCGAGCACUCCGCCGGCAGCCGCAGCGACGGCCGCGCCGGUGACGGCGCUGGCGCUGCGCGAGGCCGCCGCAGAC